UUUAUUUCCAGCCACCUGUGCCCAGAAUAACAAUUUUCUGCCCGAAAAAUUGGUGCUGGCAGGCCGUCAGGGACUCGCUUUCCCGGGACCCUCUCGACCUGUUGGGAAGGGGUCCGGGUCUCCAGAGGGGCAGAUCUGAAGGGAUGUGCCCCUAGUGGGAAGAGGCACGAGAAACAAACACGGGAGCAUCCGUUCAGCUGAUCGCAUUAGGGCUUCUCGCUGCUGCUGCUGCCACUCAGCUCUCUGCCGAUGCAGCCAUCCGUGCGCUUGGACAAACACCCAGGCAGAGGGAAUGGGUAGGUCUGGAAACGUCGGCAGCUGCAGAAGGCUGCAGAGCUCUGCUGUGAAGCAGCCUUAGAGGAGAGGCUGCUUCCCCGGGCAGGGGAGCGUUAUGAAACACGAGCGCACUGGCUGUGCUUGAGGAUUUUGGCAGCGCAGGCGGACGCCGCUUCCAUCCUGCCUGUUGGCGCAGGAGGCCAUGGAGCGGCUCCCUCCGGCCGGCUCCCGCAGGGCGCAGGACCCCGGCGCCCCGGCCCGGUGAGCCGCAGGGACCCCGGAGAGCCGCAGGGACCCCGGAGAGCCGCAGGGACCUCUCGAGGGACACGGCGGCAGCGGUUUCAGCAUUGGCUGUUCGGCAGCUCGGCAGGGCACGAUGAAGGCAUCGCCCCAGGAGCCCACGGAGCCCCUGGGCCAGCCAGGCGCCUGAGGCUGGCAGCAGUGCCACACCAGGCUGGUUUCUGCUGCAGCCAUCUGGGAAGAAGCUUUUCAUCAGGAGAAGGCACCGAAGUGAUGGGCUGAACUUAUGGGAGGAAUGAGUGUCUGGCCAGGCGAAGAUUUGGAGGCCUGUUGGGAAGCGUGAAGGGCCAGUUUCAAUAAGGGCAUGGCCAAAGCUUUCUUCAGGCUACAGAAGUUUCUCCGUCGGAUCCAGUUUCUGCUCUUCUUCCUCACAGCAGCUUACCUGAUGGCUGGCAGCCUCUUGCUACUGCAGCGGACCCGCUUGGUUCUCCAGCAAGGUUCACGCGGGACCCCCACUAACCAGGCCCUGCCCGUGCCGGAGGAGAUGAGCAGGGUUGGGAUCAUAGACCCCAGGGCCCUGCAGAACCCCCCCGGCCCCAGGCUGCUGGUGGGCCUGGAUGCGCUGCAGGAGCCAGCCCUGGAGCAGCGGCACAGCCCGCACUGGCUCACGUCCCGCAACUCGGAGCUCAGGCAGCUGAGGAGAAGGUGGUUUCACAGGUUCACCAGCGACCAGGAGCCCCUGCAGACAGCAGGAUUUAAAGCAAUGAAGCACACUGUUGAACACAAAGGCACCUACAUGGGCUGCUUCACUCAUGAUUCGAGGGAGAGGACACUGAAGGGAGCUGUCUUUUAUGACUUAAGAAAAAUGACAGUAGCUCACUGUCAAGAAGCUUGUGCUGAGAGAGCUUACAGCUACGCAGGGCUGGCAUACGGAGCAGAGUGCUACUGUGGGAACACGCUGCCAGCUGCAGCCGCCAAGCCCGAGGAGUGCAACAGCGAGUGCAAGGGGGAGAAGGGCGCCGUGUGCGGGGGGGUGAACCGGCUCUCGGUCUACGGCGUGGAGCAGCUGCGGGCAGCAGCCAGGCCACGGAGGAAUGUUAUCUAUCGUGGAUGUUUUAGAGCUCCAGAAAAUUUAACAGACACCUUUCCAGCCUCUUUGAUACAGCCCAAUUUGACGGUGGAGAUGUGCUCUGAAUUUUGCUCCAAGAAAGAGUUCCCGCUGGCAGUGAUCCGAGGGCAGGAAUGCUACUGUGGAUACCCCACCAGGCGCUUCUCGCUGCACGAGGGCACGGCCGGGCGGCACUGCAGCGGGACCCACAAUGCCAGCAGCACUGCUGGGGGAGAGUACUGCCUGGUCUACCAGACACCUGUGCAAGACACCCGCUGCACGGACAGGAAAUUCUUAACAACCAAAUCCAAAGUGUUUGUUGCUUUGUCAAGCUUUCCUGGGGCUGGGAAUACGUGGGCACGCCACCUGAUAGAGCACGCCACAGGAUACUACACAGGAAGUUAUUACUUUGAUGGAGCCCUCUACAACAAAGGUUUUAAAGGAGAAAAAGACCACUGGAGAAGUAGAAGGACCAUCUGUGUGAAAACACAUGAAAGUGGCAAGACAGAGAUUGAAAUGUUCGACUCAGCAAUCCUGCUGAUAAGGAACCCAUACAAAUCACUGAUGGCAGAGUUCAACAGAAAAUACGCUGGGCAUCUGGGCUAUGCCACUGACCGCAACUGGAAGAGCAAAGAGUGGCCGGAUUUUGUGAACAGCUAUGCCUCCUGGUGGGCCUCCCAUGUCCUGGAGUGGCUGAAGUAUGGGAAGCGCCUGCUCGUUGUCCAUUAUGAGGACCUGAAGCAGAGCCUCAUCCCCAAGCUGAAGGAGAUGGUGGAGUUUCUGAACGUGACAGUGACAGAGGACCGGCUGCUCUGUGUGGAGAACAACAGGGACGGGAAUUUCAAGCGGUCUGGUGCUAAGCAAAAGAAUUUUGAGCCAUUCACCCAGGAAAUGAAAGCUCUUAUCAACAGAUACAUCCUGACAGUGGACGAAGCCCUAAGGGGAAGAAACUUCUCAGGGCUGCCCAGGGAAUAUGUGCCAAGAUGAUAGGCUGGUAUCACACUGCUGUGGUUAAAAUUAAGUUUUUUUGUGGUUUGUUUUUUUUUUUUUUCUUAAAAAACAGACAAAAAGCCAAACAAAAAAACCCCACAAACAAACAAAAAGAAAAAAAGAAAAAAGAAGAAAAAAAAAAAAAAAAAAAAAAAGAAGAAGAAGACCAGACCUCUUUAGCAGUUAUAGCAAAGAUACUUGUGA
Messenger RNA from Vidua macroura (Pin-tailed whydah), 2818 nucleotides. It is a transcript of the gene WSCD1, whose product is annotated as WSC domain containing 1. NCBI's taxonomy places the organism in Eukaryota, Metazoa, Chordata, Aves, Passeriformes, Viduidae. Gene Ontology annotation, molecular function: sulfotransferase activity. Bases 881 to 2611 code for a protein of 576 amino acids. The transcript has 9 exons. The record is from RefSeq and is a predicted model, not a curated record.